CGCCAUUUCUUUUUUGUGACACUUUAUCUUUGAUAUUUUUUCAUAUUAUUCUUCUUCAAGGUGCCUUGAGCGCUUACUUGCACAAUGGGUACCUUCAAGAAGGAAGCCACUCGUAAAGAGCGGCAGGGGAAGACUGGAGAUGGCAUGGGGAACGUCCGGGUAAAGGGUGAAAACUUUUACAGAGAUGCGAAGAAGUUGAGGACCUUGAAUAUGCUCAAGGAUGGUAAACCCCAACGUAACGCUGAAGGAAAGAUCACCAAGGCUGCUUCGUACCAGUCUCGAGACGCCCCCGUCGCUAGGAUUGAACCCAACCGUAAAUGGUUUGGAAACACCAGAGUGAUCUCGCAAGAGGCUCUGUCCUCUUUCCGUGAGGCGGUCGCUGAGCGUGCCUCUGAUCCGUAUUCCGUCUUACUCAAGACCAACAAGCUUCCCAUGAGCCUGAUCAGAGAUGACAAGGGUGUGAAUGGACUGAAGCAGCACCAGGCCAAGAUGGCCAUCGAGACCAACCCCUUCAGUGACACCUUUGGGCCCAAGGCUCAGAGGAAACGUGUCAAGUUGGGUGUCUCGUCGCUUGCGGAUCUGGCUGGCGAGACCGCCAAGAUGCACGACGCCUUUGUUGAGAAGUCGGACCAUGCUACUUAUGAAGAUGGCACUAUGGUGGUGAAUGGUGAUGAUGUCGCAGUAGAGGAAGACUCUAGUGUUGCACCCAUCGCGAAGGAGGCUGUCUUCCUUAAGGGACAGAGUAAGCGUAUCUGGAACGAGCUCUACAAGGUCAUCGAUUCCUCCGAUGUUGUCAUCCAUCUCCUUGAUGCUCGUGAUCCGGAAGGUACACGGUGCAAGAGUAUUGAGAAGUACAUCCGAGAGGAGGCUCCUCACAAGCACUUGAUUUUCGUCCUGAACAAGUGCGAUCUUGUACCUACAGGUGUGGCGGCUGCUUGGGUUCGCCACCUUUCUAAGGAUUAUCCUACCUUGGCUUUCCAUGCUUCUAUCAACAACUCCUUCGGAAAGGGCUCGUUGAUCCAGCUACUGAGACAAUUUUCUUCUUUGCACUCGGACCGGAAGCAGAUCUCCGUGGGAUUCAUUGGAUACCCCAACACUGGAAAGUCUUCCGUCAUCAACACCUUGCGCAAGAAGAAGGUGUGCACUGUGGCUCCUAUCCCGGGUGAAACCAAGGUGUGGCAGUACGUUACCUUGAUGAAGAGGAUCUACCUCAUCGAUUGCCCUGGUGUUGUUCCUCCAAACCCGAAUGACUCUCCUGAGGAUAUUCUUCUCCGUGGUGUCGUCCGUGUGGAGAACGUAGAGAACCCUGAGCAGUACAUUCCAGCUAUUCUCAAGCGUGUUCAGCCCAAGCAUUUGGAGCGUACCUAUGGUAUCAAGCGCACUGACGACCCCAUCGAGUUCCUCAGUCUCCUUGCCCGCAAGGGUGGUCGCCUCCUACGUGGUGGAGAGCCUGAUCUCGACGGUGUUGCCAAGAUGGUCAUCAACGAUUUCCUCCGUGGAAAGAUCCCUUGGUUCACUGCUCCCCCUCACAACUCUGGCGAGGAGGGCGAGAAGAUUGAAGGUCGUGAAGGUCGCCUCGGUGAAAUGAGCCGCAAGCGGAAGCUUGAUGAGACCGCUCCUGAGGCUGCUGAUACCACUGAAGCGGCUGAGAAGCAAGAGUCUGGCUCGGGAGAUGAGUUCGAGGGCUUUGACGAGGAGGAUGAUGAUAACGACUCGAUCGCCAAUCUCGAGGUUAGCGACGAGGAAAGCGGAGCAGAGGAAGAUUAA
This is a messenger RNA of Aspergillus vadensis CBS 113365, 1767 nucleotides long. Its product is annotated as putative GTPase NOG2. Gene Ontology annotation, molecular function: GTP binding. The record is from RefSeq and is a predicted model, not a curated record. Lineage: Eukaryota; Fungi; Ascomycota; Eurotiomycetes; Eurotiales; Aspergillaceae. The transcript has 3 exons. The coding region runs from base 85 to 1767 and encodes 560 amino acids. Gene Ontology annotation, cellular component: nucleolus.